AUGGAGGCGAUCAAGAAGACGUUCCAGCGUUGCAAGGCCGAGAAGCGGGCUGCCCUCGUCACCUAUGUGACCGCCGGUUUCCCCACGGCAGAGGCCACUCCCAACGUGAUUCUGUCUAUGGAGAAGGGCGGCGCCGACGUCAUCGAGCUGGGCGUCCCGUUUACCGAUCCCAUUGCCGACGGCCCGACCAUUCAGACUGCCAACACCGUCGCUCUCCAGAAUGGCGUGACGAUCGAGUCGACUCUACAGAUGGUGCGCGAUGCCCGCAAGCUCGGCGUGCGCGCUCCCAUCUUGCUGAUGGGUUAUUACAACCCGCUGCUCAGCUACGGCGAGGAGCGCCUCAUGAAGGACUGCAACGAGGCCGGUGUUAACGGCUUCAUCGUGGUGGACCUCCCCCCCGAGGAGGCCAUUACUUUCCGCAAGUGGUGCACUCACGGCGGGUUGUCCUACGUCCCCUUGAUCGCUCCCGCAACAUCCGAUGCCCGCAUGCGGAUCCUUUGCCAACUGGCCGACUCGUUUAUCUACGUCGUUUCCCGCCAGGGCGUCACCGGAGCUCUCGGCACCAUCAACGCUAACCUUCCCGAGCUCCUAUCCCGGGUCAAGAAGUACAGUGGCGACAAGCCCGCAGCUGUGGGCUUCGGCGUCAGUACCCGGGAGCAUUUCACGUCCAUUGCCCAGCUGGCCGACGGUGUGGUCGUUGGUAGCAUGAUUGUCACCACUCUCCAGAAGGCGGCCAAGGGCGAAGAAUGCAAGGGCGUGGAGGAUUUCUGCGCCUACCUUUGUGGCCGAGGGUCGAACGAAACCACCCGCGAGGUUGGCAUUGUCGAGGCUGUUUCGGGCGCCAGGGAGUCACAGGGGGAGGUUCAUGUGGACGACGUUGUGCGCAACACCGAUGACCUCGUGGCGCAGCUGGCCGCCAUGCACGGCAAGAUUCCCGAGCGCUUUGGAGAAUUCGGUGGCCAGUAUGUCCCCGAAUCCCUGAUGGACUGCCUUUCCGAGCUGGAGGAGGGGUUCAACAAGAUCAAGGACGACCCGGCUUUCUGGGAGGAGUACCGCUCCUACUACCCCUGGAUGGGCCGCCCAGGGCAAUUGCACAAGGCAGAGCGCCUGACGGAGUACGCCGGUGGUGCCAACAUCUGGCUGAAGCGUGAGGAUCUUAACCACACCGGGUCACACAAGAUCAACAACGCUCUCGGUCAGCUCCUUCUGGCUCGCCGCCUCGGGAAGACCAAGAUCAUUGCCGAGACCGGCGCCGGUCAGCACGGUGUCGCCACAGCCACCGUGUGCGCCAAGUUUGGCAUGGAGUGCACCGUCUACAUGGGUGCGGAGGAUGUUCGUCGCCAGGCGCUCAACGUGUUCCGUAUGAAGCUCCUGGGCGCCAAGGUCGUCGCUGUCGAAGCCGGCAGCCGCACGCUCCGCGAUGCCGUUAACGAGGCCCUUCGUGCCUGGGUGGUCCACCUCGAGGACACCCACUACAUCAUUGGCUCUGCUAUCGGCCCCCAUCCCUUCCCCACCAUUGUCCGUACUUUCCAGUCUGUCAUUGGCAACGAGACCAAGGCGCAGAUGCUCGAGAAGCGCGGCAAGCUUCCCGACGCCGUGGUCGCCUGCGUGGGCGGUGGCAGCAACGCGGUCGGCAUGUUUUACCCUUUCAGCAACGACCCGAGCGUGAAGCUUCUCGGUGUUGAAGCCGGCGGUGACGGUGUUGACACCCUGCGUCACAGCGCCACCCUCGCGGCUGGCACAAAAGGCGUGCUCCAUGGUGUGCGCACGUACAUCCUGCAAAACGAGCACGGCCAGAUCAGCGACACCCACUCCGUUUCCGCCGGUCUGGAUUACCCCGGUGUCGGCCCGGAGUUGGCGAACUGGAAGGACUCGGAGCGCGCCAAGUUCAUUGCCGCUACUGAUGCCGACGCCUUUGUUGGGUUCCGUCUCAUGAGCCAGUUGGAAGGUAUCAUUCCCGCGUUGGAGUCGUCCCACGGCAUCUUUGGUGCCAUCGAGCUGGCCAAGACCAUGAAGAAGGACGAGGACCUUGUCAUCUGCCUGAGUGGCCGUGGUGAUAAGGACGUCCAGAGUGUCGCGGACGAGCUUCCCAAGCUUGGCCCCAAGAUUGGCUGGGACUUGCGUUUCUAA
Molecule: messenger RNA, 2130 nt
Organism: Dichotomopilus funicola
Lineage: Eukaryota; Fungi; Ascomycota; Sordariomycetes; Sordariales; Chaetomiaceae
Product: tryptophan synthase beta subunit-like PLP-dependent enzyme
Exons: 3
Coding region: 1-2130 (709 amino acids)
Biological process (GO): L-tryptophan biosynthetic process
Cellular component (GO): cytoplasm
Molecular function (GO): tryptophan synthase activity
Source: RefSeq, a predicted model, not a curated record